Molecule: messenger RNA, 835 nt
Organism: Acyrthosiphon pisum (pea aphid)
Lineage: Eukaryota; Metazoa; Arthropoda; Insecta; Hemiptera; Aphididae
Product: multidrug resistance-associated protein 7-like
Exons: 2
Coding region: 217-801 (194 amino acids)
Biological process (GO): transmembrane transport
Cellular component (GO): membrane
Molecular function (GO): ATPase-coupled transmembrane transporter activity
Source: RefSeq, a predicted model, not a curated record
UAUAAAAUAAUAAUACCAGUACUGGUCUAAGUAAUUGAGUAUACCACUGCUGAUAUUGGGCUGAAUACUUUGAAUAAUAUAAAAGACAGAUUUUCCUACUUGAAUCAAUUUUCUCCCAGCAUUGAACUUCUAAAUAUAUUGAAUAACAUUUUUUAAGUUGAUAAUUACUUCUAAAAUCAACAAAUAUAUUGUACUGAUUUUUUUCAGAACAAAUGUAUGUAUUUAAUGGAUGACAUUUUUGCUUCAGUAGAUAUUAAUGUUUCUCAACAUCUAUAUACCCAUUGUAUUAAUGGGUUACUUAAAGAUAAAACACGUAUUAUUUGUACCCAUAAUAGUCAAUUUUUACUCUCAGCUGAUUGGGUAUUAAUAAUGAAUAAUGGUACUAUUGUAAAUCAAGGUCGGCCUUUCGAAGUACUUAAUGAUUAUGAUGUAAAAGCUGUGGAUGUCAAGUUUGAGGAAGCAAAUAGUAACUCAUACUUAUCUAUGGAUGAUUGGACACCAGUUAAAGAAUCAGAAAUUAAAAAUGAUUUGAAUGACAUAGAAACCCAAGAAGAAGGAGUGGUUGAUUCAUCUGUUUAUAAACAAUAUUGGAAAUCUGUUGGAAAUUUAAUUGUAAUACUGCUAUUUUUUGCCAUGAUUAUUAUGCAGCAGAGAGCACAUGGCUACAACUACGCUCACACCACUACCAUAAUAUCCUCUCCCGGGACCCACUAUGUUGGCCAACCCGGUAAUGUUAUAUCCCCUUCGCUGUAUACUCACAUGGUACAGAUGGGAUCUGAGAGGAGGAAUACGCAACUAUAACCAGUGCUGAUCAGUUUUGGUCAAUGUGCCAUGU